AUGGAGGAAUUGGAUGAACUGCGCAAUGAGGCGUAUGAGAACGCCCGGAUUUACAAAGAAAAAGUGAAGCGGUUGCAUGAUCACCGUAUUUCUCACAAGAAGCACUGCCCAGGAAUGAAGGUGUUAUUGUUUAAUUCAAGAUUGAAGUUGUUUCCUGGCAAGUUGAAAUAUAGAUGGAGCGGUCAUUUUCUGCUAAGAGAGGUGUUUGAACAUGGUGCAGUAGAGCUUUGCAACGAGAAUACGAAUGAAAGUUUCACAGCAAACGGUCAUCGCGUGAAGCCGUAUUAUGAGCACCAGAGCCCUCCGAUGGUGGUAGAGUCUCAAGCUCUUCACAAUCUUGACUGUUGA
Salvia miltiorrhiza (redroot sage) is the source of this 348-nucleotide messenger RNA. RefSeq lists its product as uncharacterized. The coding region runs from base 1 to 348 and encodes 115 amino acids. Lineage: Eukaryota; Viridiplantae; Streptophyta; Magnoliopsida; Lamiales; Lamiaceae. The record is from RefSeq and is a predicted model, not a curated record. The transcript has a single exon.